This is a messenger RNA of Siniperca chuatsi (mandarin fish), 9917 nucleotides long. It is a transcript of the gene gjd1b, whose product is annotated as gap junction delta-2 protein. Gene Ontology annotation, biological process: cell communication. The record is from RefSeq and is a predicted model, not a curated record. The transcript is spliced from 2 exons. Gene Ontology annotation, cellular component: connexin complex. NCBI's taxonomy places the organism in Eukaryota, Metazoa, Chordata, Actinopteri, Centrarchiformes, Sinipercidae. The coding region runs from base 2760 to 3698 and encodes 312 amino acids.
UCAAUUUUGAGUGUCAUGGCAAAGGCUGCGAAUACUUAUGUACAUGUGAUUUUGUGAUUUUUUUUUUUUUAAUUUUUAAUACAUUCAAACAUGAAAAUAGUGCUGAAAUGAUUAUUAAACACUUAAUUUAUAUAAAUUUUAGAUACUUGUGAGCAGGGAAAAAACAGUGAACAGCUGAGUGGGGAAAAACAUUCAUGUGGGCCUCCUGCUUGUAAUUCCACUGCUGGCAUUUACAUACAAAUAUAAUCCAGUAUUAACACUAUUACAAUCGAUUCGGCUAAUUUCAUAGGAGCUAUACACUGUUUGUAUCUAGUUUCACUUGGUAACGAACUGCUACAAAUACACAUCACAACAAAAGUAGUUAAUUUAUCUGGUGUGACUACAAGCAUUGCACUAGGGAUAACUACCUUGGAAUUCAGAAUAAGGGGUGAUUCUCCUGUUCUUCCCCAUCUGUCGACAUUGCGUAAAUGUAACAUUAGUCCAAUAUUAGCUCUCUUUGCUAGCCUUUUGGUCUCCACCAACUCCUGAGGGAAAUACCUGACUGGAUGCUAACUUUGUCUGCGUGCCACUUAGUGCUAAGCAGGUAGUGUACAGUCAGUUUUUCUCUGAAAACAGCUGCCUGCUGUGGCCGAAAACGACACCGUGAGAGUGAACCAGAGGAACUGCAGAGUCAGGUGAUAAUUUUCCAUUCAUAAUAUAAAGAAAUAUUGAUUAUACCUGCUUCAAGUCAGCUAUCAUGCUAAAUGUUAAACGUUUGUUGGUUCCAGCUCCGUCAAUGUGAGUAUUUGCUGAUUUCCUGUUUUUAAUAUCACUGUAAGCUAAAUAUCGUAGGGGUUUAGACAAAACACAUUAACGGAAGACUGACAAUGGGGUCAAUGGGUUUUUGGCCUAAAACAGUCAAAUGAAAGAAUUUGGACUUAAUCAUACUUUCACCAUGAAUAAUUUGUCUGUAAUUGUAGAUUGUAUAUACCUCCCUAUGUUGUUUGAAACCCCCACAUUCCUAAAAAAAAUCCUGAAGAAUGACCUCAGCGUCCUCGGUGGUAGCUGUACGGCCCUGCCCAACAUGGGCUCUGAGGGGCAUUUUUCACUAUUGUCUGACAUUUUAUACACUUUUAAUUCAUUAAAUAAUCAAAACAUAAUAGAUUAAUUGAUAAUGAAAAUAAUCUUUCCCUCAGUGAUGUGAUGUAAUUUAGUGUAAUGGUCAUCAUUUUCUUUAAAAGAAAAGGUCUUUCAUGACUACUGUGUGUGUGUGAGUGAGAGAGAGAGAGAGAGAGAGAGAGAGAGAGAGAGAGCGAGUAAGAGAGCGCAUCCUUCAAGCAAAUGACUCUAACUCUUGAUGUCAGUCGCUAAUUCCAUUUCCAUCUUACACACACAUAAACACACACUCAUUCUCUGCAUAGCCUCUGCAUGGCACUGCCUCUCAUGUCUCUGUCUGGUUGUGUGUGUGUGUGUGUGUGUAUAAACACCAAGAUCAUCCUUGUUACAGUAGGUAUCAGUGUACACAGAAGAUGAUAAAAACAGAUGGAAGACAAAAUCAUGAGCAAUGUAUGCUGUGAGAAGAGUGGAAAAGGGUUUGUGUGGUGGUGUUGGUGGUGGAGCAGUAAGAGAUGAAGAGGAGGAGGAGGGGGAUAAACAGUGAGUGAGAGGGAGCGAGAGGGGGGAGGAGCAGAGAGAUGAUUCCUCUCUCUAAUACUCUAGACACAAGCUGGGUCUGGCUGCCUACUGGCUCAGAGAGAGAGACGGAGGCAGGUGGAGGGUGCAAGCAGGGAGAGCGAGAGAAACCAAGUGGGAAGGAAAAAAACAAGAUGAAGGGAAGAGAAGAAAGGAGAGCUGCCUCUCGAAAACCACGUUGAGAGAAAUGCAGAGAGAGAGAGAGAGAGAGAGGCAGUGAGGUCGAGGCGAAACCAGCGACUUUCGCACGGUUUCGAGCAGAGGGAAGGAGACGGAGCAGGAGGACGGUGAUGCUUCAGUCCAGCGCUGCCUGAACCAGAGAAGGAGAGGAGCAACAGAGAGGAGGAGAAGGAGUCCAUCGAAAAUUAGCUGGAAGACAAGACAGAGAGAGAGGAGACAGAGGGAGGGAAAGAGAAGGAAAUGAAGAGGAUGGAGGAGCGGAGAACGAGCAGAGACACAGAUCCCUGGCUACUCAGGCUCACAUGAGUGUAUGGACCUGAGCCCGCCCAGAGUUAGUACAAGAUGCUGUCAAAGAACCAGUGUGUGAGGGCGGAGUGAUGGAUGUCUGUUUGCACAAACCACGGCUGAUACUUGAAACUCAGUAGAAGUAGAUGAGCACUGGUGUCUGUGUGUGCUGGACCAGGUGUGUGUGUAUAUGUGUGUGUGUCAGUGUUAGAACAUAUGACAGACCAGCUGUUUAGGAAGUAAACAGGGUCAGGUGCACCCAGAGGAGCGAAACAAGGAGGGAAGUAGGAAGACACGGAAAGAGACAGAGUGGGUGUGUGUGCAGCCGGCACAUAGACAAGCUUCAGUCCAACCAUCUCAGGUGCAGUUAAGGGUGUGUGUGUGUUUUCGGACAGCACCUAAAAAAGAAGAAAGGGAGAUGACAUCAGCAACAACAAGGUGCCACUGAGCUUCUUCAAGGUUGUUUUUCACUCCUCUUUUACACCGGACAAGCCACCUGAAGCCACCCCCUACCUCAUCUCAACCCAACAAGUGGACUUGAAGACUCAGAAAAAGAGACUUUAACACCAGCACUGGUGCCCUACUGACUGGGAAGCCCCCACCUGAUUUCCUGUGACCAGUGGAUGCUCCUAAACCCAACCAUGGGAGAAUGGACCAUCCUAGAGCGCCUCCUGGAGGCCGCCGUGCAGCAGCACUCUACUAUGAUCGGAAGGAUCCUGCUAACAGUAGUGGUGAUCUUCCGUAUCCUGAUCGUGGCAAUUGUGGGGGAGACAGUGUACGAGGACGAGCAGACCAUGUUCAUCUGUAACACUCUGCAGCCGGGCUGCAACCAGGCCUGCUACGACAAGGCCUUCCCCAUUUCCCACAUCCGCUACUGGGUCUUCCAGAUCAUACUGGUGUGCACGCCCAGCCUCUGCUUCAUCACCUACUCCGUCCACCAGUCGGCCAAGCAGAAAGACCGGCGCUACUCCUUUCUCUACCCCAUAAUGGAGAGGGACUACGGGGGAAGGGAAGGGGCACGAAAGCUCCGCAACAUUAAUGGAAUUCUAGUUCAACAUGGCGGUGAUGGCGGAGGAGGGAAGGAAGAACCCGACUGCCUGGAGGUGAAGGAGAUUCCCAACGCCCCGCGGGGCCUCACCCAUGGGAAGAGCUCCAAGGUUCGCCGGCAAGAAGGGAUCUCCCGCUUUUACAUCAUUCAGGUGGUGUUCAGAAACGCACUGGAGAUUGGCUUCUUGGCGGGCCAAUACUUCCUUUACGGCUUUAGUGUGCCUGGGAUUUUCGAGUGUGACCGCUACCCAUGUCUAAAGGAGGUGGAGUGCUACGUGUCCCGCCCCACGGAAAAAACGGUUUUCCUGGUGUUCAUGUUUGCAGUGAGCGGCAUCUGCGUAGUGCUCAACCUGGCCGAGCUCAACCAUCUGGGCUGGCGCAAGAUCAAGGCCGCCAUCAGGGGCGUCCAGGCCCGCAGGAAGUCUAUCUGUGAGAUCAGGAAGAAGGACAUGGCUCAUCUGUCCCAGCCGCCCAACCUGGGACGCACACAGUCCAGCGAAUCAGCCUACGUCUGAUGAUGAAGAGAAGAAAAAGAGGAGUGGAAUGAAUGUGCAAGAGAGAGAAUUAAUUAAUUAUCAUUUUAAUUUAAUGAAGAUGGUGUGGAGGUCAAACAAGAUGACCCCUCCUCUGUGAUGAUGGAAUGAAACAGAAUGUAAAAAAGACCAAACCUCAAGCUCUAUGACUUUGAGAGUCAAGAGUAGAGAGAAGACAAUUUAAAAGCAUAGAGAGAGGAUAAAAGAGGACAAAAAGUUAUGUUCUGCAAAUGAACAUGAUGAACACAUUUUAGUCUCAUGGGGGGAUAUUCCAACUGCCAUUUUAUAUACUUUUGUCUUUUUUUUUACCUAAUUACCUUCUCCCCUACCCCUCAUUUCUUUUAAAGUGAGGAAUUAAAUCCUCAAGGAGCCGGAGAGGGAAGGACUAGAGAUGAGAAGAAGAGGGGAAGGGAGAGGAGAACAGAUGAGAGGCUGUUUUGUAUUCUUUGGGGAUAUUGCAAGAUGACGGCGGUGUUUGAUGCAUCCCAUGGUGCUUUUCUUCUGGACUGUGUCAGCUUCAAUGAAGAAGGGAGGACAGGAUACGGGAUGGGACAGGGAGGAUGAGCAGCAAAGUCAUUAAAACAGGAACGGAAGAACUGUCAUAGCCAUGACGAACUCUAGAGAACGAAGUUGAGUUUUUGAGAGAAAGUAGGUGGGAGACAUCAAACUAUGGGAAAACAUAUGAUGUACCCGAGUAGGAGACUCAAGGUAGACCGAAGCCAAGAGAGAAAGAGCUGCCUCUGAUCAGUGUCAGCCUCGCCUCUGUUGGAACAUCGUCACAAGACAAAACCAAGAGAAAAAGACUGAUGCUGUUUAUGUUUUGUCUCUUGGCAAAAGAUGAUUUUAACACAAACACAGCGAGUACCAUAAACGCUUUUUUUCCUUCCUCUCCCCUAUCUCUCGCUCUCUCGGCUCCGCGGUUGGCAGCUAUAUAGACCCCAGGGGCUUCGGAUGACAGUAAUGACUCUCGCUACUCUCCUGCAUAAACUUUGGAGAGGAACUAAUGAACAAAUGGACAAACACCAUGUAAAUGUCAGUCUCUCCUAGAGCACAAACUAAACUUCCCUCCUUCCAGCAUUCCAGUGUGCUGAGAGACAGAAAGAGAGGAGAAGAGAGAAAGGGAAUGGGAGCUUGUAGAGGAGGGGAACAGAUCACUUUAUUACAACUUUAAACAAAUUUUAUAAAAUAUAUCACCAUGAGUUAUGAUUUUUUUUUUUGAGAAAGCGAUGGUGCCAUCCUUGAGAUAUUUAAUUAUUGUUGAAAAGUUACAUAGAGUAUAUCACGGUAAUAUUAUUUAUCCAUUUAGAAUAUAUCCAAAUAGUUUUAUUUAACUUUGCGGACGGGUUGGUUGGGACAUCAUGUUGUUGUUGUAUAAACUGUCUGUCUUUUUUUCAUUUUCGUUUAGUUUAAAGCAUUUCUCACUGAUGGAACUGAUUAAUGGCAUGUAUGGGGUGGGAAGGGACAAGUUUGUGAGGUUUGUUUUGAAAAGCACUGAGGCUGUGCAGCUGAUUUUUUAUUUGCUACUGUUUAGGAAAUCUUCAUUGCAAUGGUAUCUUAACUGCAUUCAAAAUGUAGAACAAUGCAGUUAAACAUAACAUCUUUCUGUGUUUUCUACAGAGAGCCCUGGUUUUCUCCAAAAUUAGCUGCACAGCUUCAUGCAAUUAAGGCCUCUGAGCCAUUUGAAAAAGGCAUGUUUACAUGACACAAUGUUUCUUGAAUGAUUAAUCAUGAGUAGUAACUCUCUAGGGACAGUUGUGUUUUUGAAUCUCAGUGGUUUUCAUUUUGCAUUUCGUUCCUGACUGGAUUUCAACAUGCAUGCCUUGUAAGAGAAAAGAAUGACAUGAAAAAAAAAGAUAAAGACGACAGAGAGCGUUGCACCUUGAUUAAUGCAGCCGAGUGGGAGAGUGGCAGACUGAAGGAACUCAUGUUGGGAUUAAGGCUGUGUCUUUGAACACACUCACACAUACACAAGUGCAUAAUUUAAAACAGGGAGCUAUCACACUGCAGGCCUGUGAAACCAGACCUAGGGACAGUUCAGUGGACUAGAUGUGGUAUACUUUAAAAGAGAAUUUAAUUAUUUAACUGACAUGAACACACACACAGAAACACAUUGGACCAGCAUGGUGUCACCCUCCUAUGUGGAGGAGGCUUGGGUGACUGGGACAAGCAGACAUAAGCACAAAGCAGUUCAUGCCAAACUCAAAUUUUGUCUGUUUAAAUCACUUCAUGUUCACUGAUCCUGUUGCAGAGACCAAGACAUUGGAGUGUUUAAGUACAGUGACAUUGUUGGUUAUCAGCUAACUGAGGAAAAAUCCACAAAUGCAUCUUAAACCCAGUCUCAACAUCCUGUAGCAGGUCAGUGGUCUGUGCUUUAGCCAUGGCAUUUAGGUGUGCUGAUUAAGAAUCUUACCUACCACGGCAAACUGAAUGGCCUUAUGUAGCUCAACACUGCAGUUGCUUAGCACUGCCACAUUUGGGGGUUUGAUUCUUACAGGGGCCACCCAUGCACUAAAUCUGCUCUCACACAGCGUUUGUAUGACACUUUGCAUGAACACAUUAGCCACAUGGCAGACAUGUUAUACUAAAUUGCAGCUACAGUAUAUAUUUUUUGUUCCCUAUUAAACUUUUACCACUAGAUUGCAGCGCUAAUUGUUGAAAAUGUGAAGAAAAUCUCUUUGUAAAAAGCUCUGUAAUUUAAUUUUUUGUUGUAUCUACUUUCCUUCAACUUGCCUUAUCUGCUUGUACUUUGAUUGGUGAUGUCCCACAAUGCCUUUGAACAACUCCUAGGUCAUUAUGCUGAGGGUAAUUAAAAGGAAAAUGUGUUGCGUCAGCACCAUAUAAAACCCCAGAUGUGAUCCCCAGGUAGAGAAAGAAUAUUACUUUACAUUUUCUUAACCAAAAACAAAGCAAAAUGAAAUACACCCAAUUGCAAUUACACUGUCCUCAUUUUAGGAGCAGCUUUUUAGUUUUUUUAAGGAGAAAAAUAUUUGUCAUCAAAUACCAUUGUAGCUGCUCUGGAAAUACCUUGACAUGACACGACAGUAACUCUUACUGGUCAUUAUCCCCAGAUUUAGACUCCUCUCUCCAUGAGGCUCAGUGGGAUCGGUGCAGUCUACUGUAUGCAGAAGGACAAAUACAGUGAGAGGGCACGCCAGAAUGCCUAAUAAUAGAGGUUGAGUUAUGGCUUCCCUCAGUUACUGAGACUGCUUCUAGUGAAGGCUUAAACGCUGACCUUAAGCUUAAAGGCCAAGCCAAUGUCCUGUACUAUACGCAGCUCCUGCUGGACAGUCACUGUGUAGUACAGCCCUGAUCUAAUCUCCGCAGAGCACAGGUCAAUGCUUGUGUGAGGCCUAUUUUUAGUGAACAGUAGAUGCAAACAUGCUGAACAUACAUUACGUUCAUUCUAGGAAAAACAAGCAAAUCUGAAUGUGAGAACAGCAGCUUGAGUUCAAUUGUUAUGGAUUCUGUUGUUAUGUCUGGUUUCCUUCAGGUCAGAAACACAUAGACGUAGAGGACGUACAGGGCCAUAAAUGUGUCCUGGUUUUCUUCGGUUUACAUUUAUCCAGUAGUUAUUAGUGACUCACGACUCCUACAAUUAUACAGUCAGUGGGUACACCACCAAGUAAAGGCAGGCCCCAGUUCUUCCAACAGUCCACUACUCUCCACAGUCUUCUUUUCUAUUUGUCAAUGUGAAAUGAAUUAUGCAACUUCUUUUUUCUCAUUUGCUUAUCUUUUUGACUUGUGGAUUCAUUUUGUUGUCUGUUGCUCUUUUCGUGCAGUGACAUAUCAAAAAAAGAAAGAUGUUUUUUUCUAUGUAAAGGAACAAAAGUUGUUUUUUUUCAAUGUGUAAAAUCAAGGGUAGAAUGUUGAAAUAUAAGACUAGCAGAAAAAAUACAUUAUAUUUCCUCCCUUGCCAAAGUGAUAUGCAAAAUUUCAGUAAUUUUUUAACUGCAUGUGUAAUGGCUAGAAUAAGCAUGAGUCUAUGUUUUCUUCAACAAAAUCUUUAAAGAAAGACUUUUUUUAGUCCAAACUAUGGAGCAAAGCUAUUAUGUCUUGAUGCCAAGUGUGUGUAUAUUAAUAAUCCAGUUCUUCAGACGUUACAGAGCCAGGCAAGACAAUACCAACUCAGUGAUGUUAAAACUUCCUAUUACAGUUUAUCAGUCUCAGUUUCAACUCCCAAAAUAUUCUGAAAACCACUGCAUACAGUAAAUCUUCUACUUACUAAGAAAUUUGCACAUGAUAUAUACCUUUAUAAUCUGUUGUAGAAGAUGUUUUGAUUUAAAAGCCAAUCAGUCAAAUGAUCUACUGUAAACACAGGGUACACAGGAAUAUAAGCAUACAGGCUAAAGACUGGCACUAUGAGAUGUCAGACGCCAGAACAUUCCAGGGUUUAGUCCCCAGCACAACAUGUAAUUAACCUGCAAUUUACAGCCUCUUUAUGUGUUAAAUAUGGUUAAAUCCUCAGUGAAACUCCUUAUGGACAACUUACUGGGGUACAGUACAUGAAAGCAGACUCAGGAAAGGAAACCAUGCUGAUCUUUUACACCAAUCUUUUCUAGUAAAAAUGCUAUUUCUACGUUAACUCACAAGAACGCUUUUAUAGAAAUGGUAUUACAACAUGUCAUCUUACCUUGUACUGUAAAGCCCACCCUAGAAAAUUGUCUUCAAGCCUGAUUAUUUACCUGUUGGUGCUAUUGAGGUUGGACUCUUUACCAAAAACAUUAAUUCAGAUACAUUCCCUUGUCUUUAGCACAAUACUGCCCCACAUACCACAGGUCAUAGCGAUGCAGGUCUCCUUAAAAAUCAAGCUGUUACUCUUGACUGUUACUAACAAACGGGCAUGUCCACAAAAGCCUACAGCAGGUAAUGAUAUCAUUUUCAUGAAACUCUCCACUAUCUUUGUACUGCAGAACAGUAGCAAACACAUUUUAUUCCUCAGGACUGCAGCAUAUAAUUGAGCUGUUUCAUUCAUUAACUACAUUACUCUUUAUAAUGCUGCCAAAAGGACCUUAGAUUAAUUUAGUAACCACAUUAUGUAGCCAAUCAGAAGAUCUGAUCGGUGGCCCUUGAGCAAGUCCCCUCUAUACAUUCAAGGGCUUCUUACUUAUUACAAACUGAAAAGCCAUAAAUUUAAAAACGAAAGAGAUUUCAAACUUGACUUGGCACAUUACUUCUUAGAAAGAGUACAAUGUGCACUCAUGGGCCAGGAUUAACCACAUUCAUAUGUAUUCAAUUAGGUGAUCAUUAUUGCAUUUAAAUUGAAAAUUAGACAUCUUUUUUCAAAUGAAAAGGUUUAUACUUUUUAAUUGAAUGAAAAAAAUGUAUGUUAUAAAGCUCCUUUUAUCCAGAUGUUCAGCUUCAAUUUUCAUUUCAUUCUGAAAUAAAAUGCUCCCUCUUCCCCCCACAGCCCUGUCUGGUACUGGUGCUGCUGUCCUGCGGGCUGGAUUAUAACCAUUUCAGGGUUCAGAGAAGGACCUCUCAGCCUCUCACUAAUCUGUCAUGAUAUCAAUCGUGAUUACUUCAUCUAAUUACACUGAGUGGCAGAUCUAGGCAGAGGGGAAUUUAAACCACCAUCCAGAUUUUACCAAAUAGCCCCCAUGUAUGUCUCUCUCACCACCACUGCAACCACCUACUGGCAGCGAGGUUGUGGAUGUGAGAUUAUGACCCGAUUGUUGAUUUAGAGAGUUUUAAUUGGAAACAGGGGCAUCAUGAACAAGUGGGGCAGAGGAAGAGCAUACCUGUGGUUCACCUCUCACCUUUCCACUUCUGCUCCAAGACCAUCCCCUCAUGGUCAGACACCAGGUCACCUUUAUGUCAAGACGUGUGUCUGUAAAGUGUGUGAGAAGCUGAUGUUACAGUGAGAGGGAUGAAACCUGAACGGUGACGUGUCAGGGGAGUGGGGGAGCAAUGUCAAGUUUAGCCAAUAUUUGGCAUCUAUAGUGGUAAUCAAUAUUUAAGGGAUCAGAAAGGGAAAACAGUUAAAUAUCGUAGACCCUAGAAACUUGUCAUUCUUGAGCAUAGCUUCUACUGUGACAUCUGUAUGGAUAUAAAAGCAUGGACUAAAAACAGGAACGAUGAAACAAACACUCAAACACACUCUGUGUAGCUGACGGACCUUCGUUGAAGGUUCACUGUAUAUUUCUGACUGGUGUACUGUAUGUAAAGACUGAAUAAAACCUUGAAUGUUACAUCAAGCCUGAA